Scutellospora calospora is the source of this 748-nucleotide messenger RNA. Lineage: Eukaryota; Fungi; Glomeromycota; Glomeromycetes; Diversisporales; Gigasporaceae. The record is from the annotation of a GenBank genome assembly.
AUGGACCCACAAAAUACUUCUCUUUACAACAAAAAUAUAUGUGUAUGGGCUAAAAAGCACUUCCGACUUGAAGAAAUUGUUCCUGGUGAUUAUCGCGUUAUUGUAAAAGCCACUAAUAACCCAGUUCUUAUUACUGAAAAUAUGUACGAAAUACUUUGCCAAGUUCAUAGCCAAAUAACACAACACGAAGGGCACAAGCAGACAUGGAAAACAAUAAGAGAAAGACAUGCCAACGGGAUAUUAGAACAGAAGUUGGGCAAGUGGAAAGAGGAAACUGGUCAUAGCGAUUGGUCGUUCAGCUUACGAUUUGUUAUUACGGCUAUGAAUACUUCAUGGUACCGAUCACAUAAGAAAACCUCUUAUGAACUUGUCUAUAGUGAUAAGCCGUGUAGUAAUUGCACGUUAGUUAAUGAUCUAUUUGAAAGGAACAUUCUUAAUGAAGAAGAAAUUCCUGAUUCUAUUGAUAUUCAAAGUAUUUCUGUUAUAAACUUUGAUAAUGAUAUAAGUGAAUCUCUAUUUCAAGAAUUGAAUGACGCAAGUGGUAUAAACCUUCCAAAUGAAAUUUAUAACCAUCUAUUGGAAAAAAUUUCAAGCAUGGAAAGCUCUCAACAAGACAAUUCAGAUAUUAAACAAUUUGCACAGUAUUUUAAUGAUCAAGUAGAACGUAUGACGAAAAUUCUUUAUCAGGAUCAACGUGAAGGGAACGAACUAAAGUUAAAGGCUGAACACUUCAUUGAAUUAAUUGAAA